Molecule: messenger RNA, 2000 nt
Organism: Alnus glutinosa
Lineage: Eukaryota; Viridiplantae; Streptophyta; Magnoliopsida; Fagales; Betulaceae
Product: small RNA degrading nuclease 1
Exons: 12
Coding region: 126-1691 (521 amino acids)
Cellular component (GO): nucleus
Molecular function (GO): exonuclease activity; nucleic acid binding
Source: RefSeq, a predicted model, not a curated record
GCCGCACUGCCGCUAAACCAAACCAUAUACUACCCCUAAUUUAUCAGCCGUCGGCCGCAUCCACGCGCAGUCCACAACUCCUUCGUUCUCUCUUCGAUUCUUCGCCCUCACCAAAACACACCCCAAUGGACGAGCUCUUCGAUACCGCAGAGAAAAAGGUUCUUGUUGAGAUGGUGAAGUUGGCCCAGAAACAUGGAAUGAAGGGUACGAAAGGAGACUGGAAGGAGUUUUUGAAUCUUCAGGAUAAAAAGCUCGGAGCUUGCUUGAGUGAUCCAACAAGGAGAUCAAAUCAUGUGUUAGCUGCUUUUCUCAAGACUUUUGCUAAAGAGGAUGAUUUGAAGUUUUUUGCUAAAAUGAUGCAAUGCCAUGUUAAGCGGGACAUGGUGGAGCAAUUUACGAAGAAUUCCGCAGAUGAUGAAAUCCCCGAGCAGAGACUGGUUCGUUUAACUCUUGAACACCCACAGUACCCGCUGGAUUAUUCAUUCCCAUCAAAUGAUGAGGAAUGGGUGGUUACAAAGCUCAGUAGAAAAUCCAAGGUUAUGAGCUCAAAUGUGAUGCUUGCUGUUGAUUGUGAGAUGGUUCUCUGUGAAGAUGGCACUGAAGCUUUGGUGAGAGUUUGUGUCGUGGAUCGCAAUUUACAGGUGAAACUUGAUGAACUUGUAAACCCCAAUAAAGCAGUUGUGGAUUAUAGAACUGAUAUAACAGGAGUUAGUGCAACAGAUUUGGAAGGAGUUAGUUGUUCAUUGGCAGAUGUGCAGAAAUCCAUGAAGAAGCUGUUGUCAAAUGAAACUAUUCUAGUGGGCCACAGCUUAAAUAAUGACCUGCAAGCACUGAAGUUAGAUCAUGCUAGAGUGAUUGACACCUCACUUAUCUUCAAAUAUUCGGAUGGACGGAUCACUAGAAAACCAUCUCUGAAUAAUUUGUGUAAGUCUGUGUUGGGCUAUGAAGUUCGGAGGAAGGGUGCUCCGCACAAUUGUCUAGAUGAUGCAUGUGCUGCAAUGAAACUUGUUCUUGCUAAGAUAGAGCUUGGUGUUGAUAAUGCUAUUCCCUUGGUUCCAGAGGAUGUACCUGAAUCUGAAAUGGCAAAGCUACUUCUCCACAGAAUACCAAACAAUGUGCCUACUGAAGAAUUACAUAAAGUCCUUCCUGGGGAUUUUACAAUUGAACUAAAGUCAUCUAAGAAAGUGCAAGGAGGAAAAUAUUCUGCAUUUGCCAUAUUUAAGAAUCCAAAAGAGGCACAUCGAGCAUAUGAAACUGUCACAGGCAGCCAAGAAAAGGACUCGAUGGGACGGCCACAGAAACUCGUCAAACUUAAGCUCACCACAGGCUUAAUUGCUAGUCUAUAUGUCCGUAAAAUGGCACAUGAUGAUUCCCUUAGCCAAAUAUCAUCCAAGAAGAGAGCUCUCCAAGCUGAAGAGACCUCAGGCGCAUCCAAAAAACUAAAGACUGAUGAGAAAAUUGAAGAGGAUACCUCAAAGCAGUGUUGUGACCACUUGGAAGAGAUUGGAAGAUUAAAGCAAGAGCUGAGCAAAAGGGAGAUGGCAGAUUCAAAUCACCGUUGCGAUCAUUCGAAAGAGAUGGAAAGAUUGAAGGAAGAAUUGAGCAAAAGGGAUUUUCAAAUCACUACCCUGGACAAGAUGAUAGCUGGUCUUAAAAAAAGACUAAAAGCUAGGCAUGGUAAACAUGUCUAGGAAAUGUUGAGGUAGAAUCUGCAAGUUGAUGUGUCUAGUGAAGAUACCAUCGGGCCACAUAUACAAAGUGUUAUUUCUUCCCCAGAUUUAUGUGUGGAAAUUUAAUUCAUGUGGAGGAAUGAGCAGGAGAAAGCAAAGAAAGAGGUCUCGGGCGUUUAGAUCUCCCAAGCAUUAAGUUGCUUUAUGUUUUGUAGCAAUUGAAAUGAUAGCAUGUAGAUUAGUCUGUCAUGUACUUUGUUUAAAGUAGGCAUAAGUUUUGUUUAAAAUAACUUGAUGACAUUGCUUAAUUUGUUAAUGCUUUUUAGACAA